AUGGCACACAACAGCUGGGAGGCCGACAAAAUGCUGGAUGUGUACAUUUACGACUACCUAUGCAAGCGAGGCUUGCCGAAAUCCGCGGAAACGUUUCUCGCCGAGGCGAAAGUCUCGUCAGACCCCGUCGCCAUAAAUGCUCCUGGAGGGUUCCUUUUCGAGUGGUGGUCGGUGUUCUGGGACAUAUUUAUCGCACGGACCAAUGAGAAGCAUUCCGAAGUCGCGGCUUCCUAUAUCGAGACUCAGCAGAUCAAAGCAAGGGAGCUGCAGCGGCAGCAGAGGGCCCAGCAAAGGCAGCAGCUGAAGCAAGAGCUAGGCGGUCCCAUCCAACCAUCCCCACACCAGGCAACCCAGCAGGCCGCAGCGAGUGGUGUGCUGGCGAGCCGGCUGUAUGAGGAGCGGCUGAAGCAGGCGCAGCUGGCCAGGGCGGAGAGCGGGGCGAGCAUGGAUGAGGCUGCGGCUCUCAGGGUGAGUACCGCAGACAGUGACGUGAGUGUGUUGGUGAUGUACAGGUUCUGGUGGGUUUUUAGUGGGCCAAAGUGGGUUUGGGCCGCGACCUGCCGGCUGUAUGAGGAGCGGCCGAAGCAGGCGCAGCUGGCGAGGGCGGAGAGCAGGGCGAGCAUGGACGAGGCUGCACUCAGGGCAUAUCAUUGGCUUUCCCUUUCCGUCCCCUCCCCUCUCCCCCACCGACGUCCCCCCUUCCCCCUGCUUCCAUACGCGCCAGGCAUAUCGUCAGCUGCUAGGUCGGCUCAGUUGCAGCAAAUGAAGGGCAACUGGCCCAUCGUGCAUAUCACCAGCUUUCCAUUUCCCUCCCCUCCCUUCGUCCCCCCUCCCGGGCCAACCUUCCCCCUGGUUCUGUGCGCGCCAGGCAUAUCAUCAGCUGCUAGGUCGGCUCAGUUGCAGCAGAUGAAGGGAAACUGGCCCGCAGGUCUUUCGUACCAGAUGCUCUCGCCCUUACAGCAGCACCACCUGCUGCAGCAGGCGCAGGCUCAGAUUGCACGUCUCUUCAACUCGCCCCAGUACCAGAUGCUCUCGCCCAUACAGCAGCAGCACCUGCUGCAGCAGGCACAGGCACAGGGCCUCAUCACCAACGCAGGCGCGCUAGCAGGGCUAGCAGGCGCGGGGGGAGGCGCAGGGGGGGCAGCAGGGGGAGCAGCAGGGGCGGGCGCAGCAGCGGGAAUGCAAGGGGGAGGGGGAGCGGGAGCUGGGGCGGUGAGUGGUGGGGCGGGUUUGGGCGGCAAUCUGCCUGGGCGGGCGGCAGGAGGGACGUCCCUAGUGGGAUUCGGGGCGGGUAUGGCUACAGAAAUGGAAAACCGGCAGCUGAGACAGUUACUGAGUAAGGGGGUAGCUGGGAACCCUGCUGCUGCAGCUGCGAUGGCAGCAGCGGCAGCAGCAGGAGCGGGGGGAAAAGCAGGAGGGGAGGAGGGGGGUGGGUCCCCCAGUGUGGGGUCGCCUGCUGGGUUGCUGCCGUCCGGUGCUGCUGCUGCUGUGGCGGCUGCUGCUGCUCUCAGUCGAGGGGCGUCGCCUCAAGAGCAGCAAGAGAUGAUUCUCAAGACGUCUCAAAAUGUGCUCAGCUCAUUGACGCCCCUUUUUUACUUGUGUGUCGCCCUGCUUGCUGUGUUCUUGUUCUUUUCAGCUGCAAGCUCAACGAGCACGGGCCAUGGGCGCGCAGGGGGCCAUGGGGGGCCUGAUGGGCGCACAGGUGAAGCAGGAGCAGCUGCUGCUGCUGCAGCAACACCAGCAGUUGCUACUGCAGCAGCAGCAGCAACAACAGCAGCAACAACAGCAGCAACAGCAGCAGCAGGUGAUGGGGGCGCCUGGGCAGCACAUGCAGCAGGAGGGGCAUCAGGGGGGGAUGGGUCGGCAGGGCAGCAUAGGCGGACCAGUGAGAGCAGCAGGGCAGCAGCAGCAGGGUCAGGCGCAGGGACAGGGACAGGGGCAGGGGGGACAGGGAGGGGCACAGGGGGGGAUGCAGGGGCAGCAAGAGCAGCAGCAGCAGCAGCAGAUGGGUGUGCCUGCUUUGGCAUGGAAGGGACGCUCUCAGGCGAGCCGUCCCCGGGGAACCAGCUGGUGGAGCUGGAGCGGUUUGGGGUGGGGGUGGGGGACGACGGGUCGCUGGACGACAAUGUGGACUCGUUCCUCUCCACUGACGAUGGCGAUGGCCGCGAGCCGCUCUUCUGCACCGGCAAGCGCAGCAGCAUGGGCAGCAUGGACGGGAAAGGUGGGUGCGUGUGGGAGGGGGGAGGGGGGGAUGGGAGGCGAACUGGUGGGGUUCUAACCCGCUUCUCCCUCUACUCCUCUCUCCAACCCCCCCACAGGGUUCUAACCCGCUUCUCCCUCUACUCCUCUCUCCAACCCCCCCACAGGGUUCUAACCCGCUUCUCCCUCUACUCCUCUCUCCAACCCCCCCACAGGGUUCUAACCCGCUUCUCCCUCUACUCCUCUCUCCAACCCCCCCACAGGGUUCUAACCCGCUUCUCCCUCUACUCCUCUCUCCAACCCCCCCACAGGGUUCUAACCCGCUUCUCCCUCUACUCCUCUGUCCAACCCCCCCACAGGGUUCUAACCCGCUUCUCCCUCUACUCCUCUCUCCAACCCCCCCACAGGGUUCUAACCCGCUUCUCCCUCUACUCCUCUCUCCAACCCCCCCACAGGGUUCUAACCCGCUUCUCCCUCUACUCCUCUCUCCAACCCCCCCACAGGGUUCUAACCCGCUUCUCCCUCUACUCCUCUCUCCAACCCCCCCACAGGGUUCUAACCCGCUUCUCCCUCUACUCCUCUCUCCAACCCCCCCACAGGGUUCUAACCCGCUUCUCCCUCUACUCCUCUCUCCAACCCCCCCACAGGGUUCUAACCCGCUUCUCCCUCUACUCCUCUGUCCAACCCCCCCACAGGGUUCUAACCCGCUUCUCCCUCUACUCCUCUCUCCAACCCCCCCACAGGGUUCUAACCCGCUUCUCCCUCUACUCCUCUCUCCAACCCCCCCACAGGGUUCUAACCCGCUUCUCCCUCUACUCCUCUCUCCAACCCCCCCACAGGGUUCUAACCCGCUUCUCCCUCUACUCCUCUCUCCAACCCCCCCACAGGGUUCUAACCCGCUUCUCCCUCUACUCCUCUCUCCAACCCCCCCACAGGGUUCUAACCCGCUUCUCCCUCUACUCCUCUCUCCAACCCCCCCACAGGGUUCUAACCCGCUUCUCCCUCUACUCCUCUCUCCAACCCCCCCACAGGGUUCUAACCCGCUUCUCCCUCUACUCCUCUCUCCAACCCCCCCACAGGGUUCUAACCCGCUUCUCCCUCUACUCCUCUCUCCAACCCCCCCACAGGGUUCUAACCCGCUUCUCCCUCUACUCCUCUCUCCAACCCCCCCACAGGGUUCUAACCCGCUUCUCCCUCUACUCCUCUCUCCAACCCCCCCACAGGGUUCUAACCCGCUUCUCCCUCUACUCCUCUCUCCAACCCCCCCACAGGGUUCUAACCCGCUUCUCCCUCUACUCCUCUCUCCAACCCCCCCACAGGGUUCUAACCCGCUUCUCCCUCUACUCCUCUCUCCAACCCCCCCACAGGGUUCUAACCCGCUUCUCCCUCUACUCCUCUCUCCAACCCCCCCACAGGGUUCUAACCCGCUUCUCCCUCUACUCCUCUCUCCAACCCCCCCACAGGGUUCUAACCCGCUUCUCCCUCUACUCCUCUCUCCAACCCCCCCACAGGGUUCUAACCCGCUUCUCCCUCUACUCCUCUCUCCAACCCCCCCACAGGGUUCUAACCCGCUUCUCCCUCUACUCCUCUCUCCAACCCCCCCACAGGGUUCUAACCCGCUUCUCCCUCUACUCCUCUCUCCAACCCCCCCACAGGGUUCUAACCCGCUUCUCCCUCUACUCCUCUCUCCAACCCCCCCACAGGGUUCUAACCCGCUUCUCCCUCUACUCCUCUCUCCAACCCCCCCACAGGGUUCUAACCCGCUUCUCCCUCUACUCCUCUCUCCAACCCCCCCACAGGGUUCUAACCCGCUUCUCCCUCUACUCCUCUCUCCAACCCCCCCACAGGGUUCUAACCCGCUUCUCCCUCUACUCCUCUCUCCAACCCCCCCACAGGGUUCUAACCCGCUUCUCCCUCUACUCCUCUCUCCAACCCCCCCACAGGGUUCUAACCCGCUUCUCCCUCUACUCCUCUCUCCAACCCCCCCACAGGGUUCUAACCCGCUUCUCCCUCUACUCCUCUCUCCAACCCCCCCACAGGGUUCUAACCCGCUUCUCCCUCUACUCCUCUCUCCAACCCCCCCACAGGGUUCUAACCCGCUUCUCCCUCUACUCCUCUCUCCAACCCCCCCACAGGGUUCUAACCCGCUUCUCCCUCUACUCCUCUCUCCAACCCCCCCACAGGGUUCUAACCCGCUUCUCCCUCUACUCCUCUCUCCAACCCCCCCACAGGGUUCUAACCCGCUUCUCCCUCUACUCCUCUCUCCAACCCCCCCACAGGGUUCUAACCCGCUUCUCCCUCUACUCCUCUCUCCAACCCCCCCACAGGGUUCUAACCCGCUUCUCCCUCUACUCCUCUCUCCAACCCCCCCACAGGGUUCUCCUUCACGGAGAACGGGUGCCUGAGAGCCAGCUCCACCAAGGUUUCUCCUUCACGGAGUAUGGGUGCCUAAGGGCCAGCUCCACCAAGGUGGUGUGCUGCCACUUCUCCCAGGACGGGAAGCUGCUUGCGAGUGCGGGCCACGACAAGACGGAAGGGAAGCUGCUCGCCAGUGCGGGCCAUGACAAAACGGUGAGUGCACCAGGUUAUGACAAUGGGUGCCAACCGUGGCGAUACAGUGAGUGUGUGGUGUGCUGCCACUUCUCCCAGGACAGCAAGCUGCUUGCGAGCGCCGGCCACGACAAGACGGCUGUGCUGUGGGAGAUGGAUUCCCUCUCCAUGCGCGCCACGCUGGAGGGCCACUCGCUGCUCAUCACCGACGUGCGGUUCAGCCCCAGCCUGCCACGUGUCGCCACGUCAUCGUUUGACAAGACCGUGCGCGUGUGGGACAUUGACAAUCCGGCCUUCCCUCUGCGCACGCUAGCGGGGCACAUGACAUCUGUGGUGUCGUUGGACUUCCACCCCGAGGACGAGGACCUGCUCUGCUCCUGCGACGCUGACGGGGAGAUUCGCUACUGGAGUGUCAAUCAGGAGAUGUGCACCCGGGUGUUCAAGGGUGCCACCACGCAGGUGCGCUUUCAGCCGCGCAUGGGGCGACUGCGGGCAGGUGCCACCACGCAGGUGCGCUUUCAGCCGCGCAUGGGGCGGCUACUGGCAGCAGCGGCUGAGUCGGUAGUCUCGAUAUUCGACGUCGAGACAGAGGCCUGCCUGCGCACGCUCGAGUUGGAGAUGCUUGCUCCCCCUUGCCCUCCAUAUCUCCUCCCUCCCCAACCUCCCUUCCGCCCCUCCUUCCACCUCUUUUCCCUCCUCCCCAACCCCUGUUUCUUGAGAAUUCUAAAAAAACACGCGCUUUUCCCUCUUCCCCAACCCCCCUCGCACCACCAGCAACGGCACAGCAAGCCAGUGCACUCGGUCUGCUGGGACGCCAUAGGCGAGUUCAUAGCCUCCGUCUCAGAGAAUGUGGUGCGAGUGUACGCGUUGGGCUCGGGCAACUGGGGCGAGUGCGUGCACGAGCCGCAACGGCACAGCAAGCCAGUCCAUUCAGUCUGCUGGGACGCCACAGGCGAAUUCAUAGCCUUGGUGUCAGAGGAUGCAGUGCGAGUGUAUGCGUUGGGCCCAGGCAACGGGGGCGAGUGUGUGCACGGGCUUUUCAACUCACACCGCUCUUCUCUUUCCUUGCAUGCUCUCUCCCCUAUCCCCCCAUGUCUCCCACACCACCAGCAACGGCACAGCAAGCCAGUCCAUUCAGUCUGCUGGGACGCUACGGGAGAGUUCAUCGCUUCUGUCUCAGAGGAUGCAGUGCGAGUGUAUGCGCUGGGCCCGGGCAACGGGGGCGAGUGUGUGCACGAGCUGGUCAGCAGCGGCAACAAGUUCCACUCGUGCACCUUCCACCCCAAGUACCCCUCACUGCUCGUCAUCGGCUGCUACCAAAAGCGGCAACAAAUUCCACUCCUGCACCUUCCACACCAAGUACGGUACCCCUCGCUGCUCGUCAUCGACUGCUACCAGAGAAAGGGGUAUGUGGGGCCUGUGUGUGGCUGGCAGCACACGGGUCUUUUUCCACUGGGUAUUUCUGCACCUUCCACACCAAGUACAAUACCCCUCGCUGCUCGUCAUCGGCUGCUACCAGAGCAUGAUAGUGCAAGUAAGGCCCAGCGAAUGCAGGCCCAACCACCGAACCCCCACCUCACCUCCUCCAUCAACCCUCCCGGUCCUCCCCCCUCCCUCCCUCCCACCUUCUCCCUCACUCCCCCCUCCUCCUCCUUCUCCCCCCUUCCCCCCCUUUCCCUCCCCCCCUUAUUUCUCCCCGCUCCCCUACCUUCGUUGGAGCUAUGGAAUAUGGUGGAGAACAAGAGCAUGAUUGUGCAAGGGGCACAUGACGGGCUUAUCGCUGCACUUGCGCAUUCGCAGGCGCGUGGGCUCGUUGCGUCUGCGAGCCAUGACAAAUGUCCGACCGAUGCGAGCUCUGAGUUCAAGCAACCUGCUCCUAAGAAGGCGACAGGAAUUCAAGUCCAAUCUCGUUUCAUGCAAACACCCGCUCAGUCCUCAGCCUCCCGUCGCGAAGGCUCCAUGAUUCCCACUCCCGGUACGCGCCUCUCAUCAAUGCACGCGCCAUCAACCGCCGCGAAAAGCGCCGUCAGAGGCGGCGCCAGCAGCGUUACAGGCCGAGUUUCCGCAACUCCCCGCGCGAGCCUCACCCCCGCGCAAGCCUCCGCGGGAUCCCGCGCGGGAGCCAGCAGAGGCGGCGGAUCUACCACGGGGCUCGCGAGCAGAACCAGCGCUGGCGGAAGAGGCGCAUCCGGGGCUGGCGGAGCAGGCGGAGCGGGCGGAGCAGGUGUCCGCGCGGCCCCCAGUGCGGCGAAAGGCGUUUCGCAGGCAGCGGGGAGGGGGAGAUUUGAAGGGCCUCAAUAUCAAACUCCCAUGGGGAGAGGGCGAGGGGGGAAUGCAGCGGCGCAGUACCAGACUCCUCAUGGUAGAGGUGGAGAAGGGAUCAAGGGACGCCUUUUCCAGACUCCAAUGACUGGAAGGGGGGAAGGGGGAAUGGGUACUGGCGGGAGGGAGGGGAGAGUGGCGAUGGUGGUGGGGGGACGAGGAGACGGAGGAGGGGAGAGAGCAGGUGGUAGGGGAGGUGGUGGGGGAGGUGGUUUGGGAGGUGGUAGGGGAGUUAACCCUGAGAACCGAAACGUGACUCUUGUGCCGACAGGCGAGGCUCUGGAAGGUGGUGAGGUGGCAGAAGGGACGGCCGCCGUGUCAGCAGCGCGGGAUGCUGAUGUGGCAGGAACAGCAGGUGGAGAGGAUGUGUCGGUAGGAGAGAGGGAAGGGGACGCGCAAGGGGCGGAAGGGGCUACUACCAGCUAUGACAGGGGCGAGGAGGAAGGGGCAACUAUCACUGACCAGGGGGAGGAGGGCGGGGCAAUCAGCGGUGACAGGGGCGAGGAGGAAGAAGAGACCAGCGCUGCCCUGGGGGAUCCGGACGAGGCUACUGUAGCUGGUGGGAUGUUGGCGCUGCAACUGGCUCAUGUGGCUGGCCAGCACAAGGAGAGGGAGCAGGCGGAGGGGGAGCAGGCGGAGGGGGAGCAGGCGGAAGGAGAACAAGCGGAAGGAGAGCACGCGGAAGAGCUGGCGGAAGGAGAGCAUGCAGAAGGGGGGCAGGCGGAGGGGGAGCAGGCGGAGGGGGAGCAGGCGGAGGGGGAGCAGACGGAGAGGGAGCAGACGGAGGGGAAGCAGACGGAAGGGGAGCGGGCGGAGGGGGACCAGGAGGAAAGUGCGAGAUGCUCUGUGAGUAGUGACGGCAGUGGUUUUGCUGCGUUGCUAGAAGCAGCGGGAGCAGUUGGAGCAGCUGGUGGCGGUGGUGGUUUUGCUGCUGGUGUUGCUGGUGCUGCUCCCGAUAUGCAAGAUGCUACUCAGCGAGGGGAUGUUGGUGCUACUGCUAGCACUUCACGUGUUUCAGCAAGUUUGGAUGGCUCGGUGUACAGCGACGUAGGCUCGGUGCACAGCCAUGGGGAUCUGGAUCUGGUAGCCUCGGGCUCUGUGGGUUCGGAAAGUAGUGAAAGGGGUGAGAGGGGCGAGAGGGGCGAACAGGAGGGGAUGGUACCGGCAGUGGCAGCAGUACUGGAGGAGCUAUCUGGCCUCCCUUGGUCGACUCAAGCAGCGAUUGUGAGGAACAGGGAGUUGCAGGUGCAGGCGAUGCUGGUGCUGCAAGAAGAGGCUGCUGAGGAGAGGAACCGAGAGAACAUGGUGAGUGCGUGGGAGGGAUGGAGGAAUGUUGUGAGGCUACUCAAAACGGAACAGGGAGUUGCAGGUGCAGGCGAUGCUGGUGCUGCAAGAAGAAGCAGCGGAGGAGAGGAACGGGCAGAACAUGGUGAGUGUGGGGAGAGGAGGGAGGAGAUGCACAGGCAGAGCAUGAUGAUUGGGGGGCGUGGGGCCGCUGCUACAGCAGCAGCAGCAGCAGCAGCAUCGUCUUACCAGAACGCAUUCUCCCCACUCCCUCCUCCCCUCUCCCUUCUCCCCACUCCCUCUUCCCCUCUCCCUUCUCCCCACUCCCUCCUCCCCUCUCCCUUCUCCCCACUCCCUCCUCCACUCUCCCUUCUCCCCACUCCCUCCUCCCCUCUCCCUUCUCCCCACUCCCUCCUCCCCUCUCCCUUCUCCCCACUCCCUCCUCCCCUCUCCCUUCUCCCCACUCCCUCCUCCCCUCUCCCUUCUCCCCACUCCCUCCUCCCCUCUCCCUUCUCCCCACUCCCUCCUCCCCUCUCCCUUCUCUCUCCCACCUCUCCCUCUUCCCCAAUCCCCUUGCCUCUCCCCUCUUCCCCCCACCCCUCCCCACCCCUCCCCACCCCUCCAGGCGGCCCUAGCAGCAGCAGCAAGCUACUGAUCACACCUCCAGAGGCGGCUGCGGCCCUAGCAGCAGCAGCAAGCUACUGUUCUCACCUCCAGAGGCGGCUGUCUGAGCAGCAGGGACAGCAGCAGCGGAGGCAGAUGCACCAGCGGGCGCAACAAUUGCUCAGUGAAGAGGGCGUGCGGUCGCUGCUGCAGCAGGAGGAGCAGCAGCGCAGGGACCACCGGCUGGCUCUAAGGAGCAUCAUUCAGGCGCUGUCGGAUUCGCUGGUGAAACUGCCCAUCCACCCCUCCAGCACGGUGAAUGCAGCGCGGCUCAAGGAGCAGUUAGACGGCCUGCACGAACUGCUCACAGCCAUGCAGCCCUGUGCUGACGACCUCUACCAGGUGCCUGGGGUGGCGUGCCUUGUCUCAUCCAUAGCCGAUCAUCUCACCGCUACCAAGGCGGCUCUCGAUGCUGCAUGUGGCAACAGUGACCGCCUUGCUGAUGCCGCUUUGAAGGAGCAGACCAAGGGUUUCCAGCUGCAGCAGCUCGCAGACCUCUCGCGACCGGAGCUAGCCUGUGUUGUGGAGCUGUUGAUGGAGGAAAGGUCCGGCUCGCCUGCUAGGUUUCGGAUAGGAUACGCUCUGGUGCAGAAGAAAAUCAACAGCUUUUUGCAGGAGAAGCUUCAGAGGGAGUCUAUUAGGAAAGGUAUCGAGCUGGUAAAAAUAGAUCUGUCGAAACCGCUAGCAGAGCAAGGACCUUUUGACGCCAUUCUUCACAAGAUUCCAUCGCAACAGUGGUAUGAGGAGUUGGAGGAGUAUCAACUGAGCAGACCAGAUGUGCUUGUCAUUGACCCACCAGAAGCCAUCGCGCGGUUAUACAAUCGUAUUUCCAUGCUUCAGGCUGUCGACGACAAAUUGCAAUACGAGUGUGGAUGCGUCGUCGGGAUCCCUAAACAAAUUGUUGUGCAUGAGAAGCAGUCAGUCACCGAAAGCUUUGCGACCUCCGGCCUGUCGUUUCCUGUCAUCGCGAAACCACUGCUAGUUGACGGAACGCCUAAGUCGCAUCUCAUGUGGCUUGUGUACAACGAGGAAGGAUUGAAGAAGCUCUUACCACCAUUCGUUCUUCAAAAGUUUGUCAAUCACGGUGGUGUGAUUUUUAAAGUCUACGUCGUGGGGAAUCAAGUGAAGUGUCUUCGACGGAAGUCAUUGCCUGAUCCUCAACCGCAAGACCUUGCAAACCCUGAUGGAUUAAGCAGCGAUUAUUCUAUCUGCUGCCACUACAAUACCGGGUAG
Molecule: messenger RNA, 10251 nt
Organism: Closterium sp. NIES-65
Lineage: Eukaryota; Viridiplantae; Streptophyta; Zygnematophyceae; Desmidiales; Closteriaceae
Source: the annotation of a GenBank genome assembly